UUCAUAGUGGCAACAUUGCUGUACACAGUGACUUUUGUUUUUGCAAGUUGUAGAAGUUGAAUGAGACGAGAAAUUUAUUGUGAUUCGAGUUGUGUUGAUUAUAUUUUGUCUUUAUUACUAUAGUAUUACUAAUUACUACAAGUCAUAAUCAAAGAUGGAGCUCUCAGCUGAAGGUAAAACCCCUGAAUAUAUGGCUUUGGCCGGAAUCAAGUUCAAGCUUAGUUUGCCUCACUUGAAAGAUGAUCAACAGCUAAAAGAACAGCUCUUGCAAGGAAUCAAGAGUGGACAUAUGGCUCCAUACUAUAAAGAGGUCUGCACCGACCUUGGAUGGAAAUUUGACCAGAAGUUGUAUGAUGAGAUGGCAAAAGAAAACCAGGACAGGUUAUCCAAGUUUCAAGAGGAUGAUUCGGAGACUCCAGUAUGGCAGGACAGGCUGGACUACCUCUGUUCUAUUGGUGACAAAGAAGGUGCAACUGCCCUGGCUGUCUCCAAGUAUGAAGAUUCCACCUUAACAACAAACAGACGCUUGGAUGCCGUCUUUGCUUUGUUCAGAAUUGCCUAUUUCCAUGGAUGUAAUGUUAAAGAAAUGGGCAAAAACAUAAAUAAGGCACAUGAGCUGGUAGAUAAAGGUGGAGACUGGCGUUCCAGGAAUAAGCUGAAGGCAUACGAAGCAAUCUACUGCCUCGCAGUCAGAGAUUACAGCAAGGCUGCAGAUUUGUUCAUUGAUUGUGUAUCCACAUUUGAAUCUUACGAACUUGUUGAUUUUGGUACGAUUAUCCAAUAUUGCGUGCUAGCUUGUGCAUUGGCGCUGGAACGCCAUGCUCUACAGUCAGCUCUGAGGCGCCAGGGUGCUGCUGUACAGGCUCUUCGCUCACGGUUCCCAGAGCUGAGGGAACUAGUCGAGUCACUCCAUGAAUGCCGCUAUGCUGAUUUCUUGAAGAGUCUUGCCUGGGUGGAGACCCAAAUCUGUGUAGACCCAGUAUUUAGGCCCCACUACCAGCACUACGUGCGCGAGGCUCGCAUCAAGGCGUACGUCCAGUUGUUGCGCGCGUACCGCUCGCUCAGUCUGGACAACAUUGCUGAUACAUUCGGCGUCUCCCGCGAGUUCGUCGAGGAAGAGAUCUCCAACUUUACAGCCGCGGGUCGCUUGCAAUGUCGCAUUGAUGCGGUCGCGGGUUGCGUAGUCACGGGCGCGGGACGCGGCGCCGACGCCGACCGCUCCCAGCUGUACCAGGCGACCAUACGCGAGGGAGAUUUACUCCUCAACCGCGUCAAGAAACUAGCCAGUGUCAUCAACUUCUAGUGUUCAUGUGUGCUUGAUAACAUUAUUAUAUUAAUUAUAACAUUUUAAGUAAUUA
Messenger RNA from Spodoptera litura, 1358 nucleotides. RefSeq names its product regulatory particle non-ATPase 7 (gene Rpn7). NCBI's taxonomy places the organism in Eukaryota, Metazoa, Arthropoda, Insecta, Lepidoptera, Noctuidae. Gene Ontology annotation, cellular component: proteasome regulatory particle. Gene Ontology annotation, biological process: proteasome-mediated ubiquitin-dependent protein catabolic process. The record is from RefSeq and is a predicted model, not a curated record.